AUGUCUUGUCCUCCUGAUUGUCCACUUCUAUGUUGUAAUAAUUCUAUUCGUAAUCCAGCUAUAAAUUGUAUUCUUGGAGAAUGUGCUUCAGAUGAAAAAUUGGAUUUGAAUAUAUGUGGGUUUAAACAUGAUGAAUAUACUAUGUAUAUUACUCAAAAUAUUGCUGAUAUUAAUACAUUAAAAAAUGAAGAUAAAACACCAUAUUUUAAUUAUCCAACAUCAAGAUUUGCUUACUAUACAUUGUUUCAAGAUAUACCAGUUGAUAAAUUAAUUGCACAAGAUAUUCAAAUAGAGGUAGAAUUAUUAGCAUACCAUGGAAGUAAUCGUCAUGCUACAUUUUUUAAUGGUGAUUUAGAGAUACCAAAAAAAGAAGGAGUACAAAGGAUAAUGCCUUUAAUGAAUAAUUUCUAUUUUACGAUAUAUUUAGCAUUAAUCUGUGAUAUAGAUCUUGCAAAAAAGAAAGAAUAUACUGUAUUAGAUUUUUUACGAAAUCCAAAUAAUCUGAAUAAUAUUGAACCAAAAAAUGGUGUAAAGAUAUUAGAAAAAUAUGCAAUUGAAAUUACAUGUCAAGAAACAUGUGCAUUUACUUCACAUAGAGCUGCGAUAUGUGUGAAGUUUGAUAAAAAUUUAAAGAUGUGU
Scutellospora calospora is the source of this 639-nucleotide messenger RNA. NCBI's taxonomy places the organism in Eukaryota, Fungi, Glomeromycota, Glomeromycetes, Diversisporales, Gigasporaceae. The record is from the annotation of a GenBank genome assembly.